Molecule: messenger RNA, 6679 nt
Organism: Nelumbo nucifera (sacred lotus)
Lineage: Eukaryota; Viridiplantae; Streptophyta; Magnoliopsida; Proteales; Nelumbonaceae
Gene: ATG2
Product: autophagy 2
Biological process (GO): glycophagy; autophagy of mitochondrion; autophagosome assembly
Cellular component (GO): phagophore assembly site; phagophore
Molecular function (GO): protein-membrane adaptor activity; phosphatidylinositol-3-phosphate binding
Source: RefSeq, a predicted model, not a curated record
UAUUGUGUCGUACCCGAGCUGUUACGCGUCGUUCGUCGUUUUCCUUUCUUUCUUCUUUCUUUCAUUCUCCUCCUUUUUUCAUUCCGGCAGCGGCAAGCUCUCUUUUGUCUAACCGCGAAGGGAAUUCUUUUAGGUCUCCGUCGUCUCCGUCUCUGUCUCUCCGUGCCUGCUUGCUGGCUGAGUGCCUGCUUUGGAUGGAAGUGCAAAGCUUGCAUCACCAGCAAGUACUGGCUCGACUGGGAUUCUCAAGGCCCAUGCUCAGAGGACUCGUAACCCUAGCCCCAAAUAUUUAGAAGAAGAAGAGGAGAAGAGGAGCAAUGUUUCCCUGGAACAUCGCCAAAUCUGCGGAGGCGAUGUUCUCUCGCUGGGCCAUAAAAAACGUCUGUAAAUUCCUCUUGAAGAAGAAAUUGGGGCAAUUCAUUCUCGGAGACAUCGACCUCAAUCAGCUCGAUGUGCAGCUUCGUGCAGGCACCAUCCAACUCAGCGAUCUUGCCCUCAAUGUUGACUAUAUUAACCAGAAGUUGGAUUCAGCAGCAGUCAUUGUAAAAGAAGGAUCAAUUGGCUCCCUAUUGGUUAAAAUCCCUUGGAAGGGUAAAAGUUGUCAGAUAGAUUUGGAUGAACUUGAGCUCGUUCUUGCUCCCUGUGUAGAGAACAAUUUACAAGCUGGAGUUAAAACUUCUACGGGAACAUCUACUUCCAGUCAAGAUGUUAAACAACAUACCAGUCAUGGCUUGCAAAAGCUUGAGCAUGAAGUUGCUAACAAGGUUUCAGCAUCUCCAUCUGUGGAUGUCCAUGAAGGAGUUAAAACAAUUGCAAAAAUGGUAAAAUGGUUGCUUACAAGCUUUCAUAUAAAAGUAAAAAAACUGAUUGUUGCAUUUGAGCCUUGUCUAAAUAAAGAUGAAAGCAAAUCGGAAUAUCAAAAAACUUUGGUUCUUCGAAUUACGGAAACGGAAUGUGGGACUUAUGUUUCUGAAGAUGCUAAUGUAAGUUCUGGUGUAGAAUCUGAUAGCUUUCUUGGGAUGACUAGGCUAACAAAUUUCGUAAAGUUUCAUGGAGCCUUCAUUGAGCUUCUUCAAACAGAUGAUGUUGAUAAUCAGACACAGUCUCCAUGUGCUUGUGGAAAGACCUUUGGUCAAUGGUAUCUAGGAAACUGUUCAUCAAACUCUCCAAUUCCAGUUUUGACAGGGGGAAGCGGUGGAUUUGCAGGGAGCCUGAAACUAAGUAUACCUUGGAAAAAUGGUUCUUUGGAUAUCCGUAAAGUGGAUGCUGAUGUUUCUAUUGAUUCCUUGGAAUUAAUAUUUCAGCCCAGCACCAUUAGAUGGUUCAUUUGCUUAUGGGAAUCUCUCAAGAAUAUAGACAAGGAUGCAAGAAUUCAUAUGCAGCACAAGGCCACAGGCUUAGCUUAUCCUAGUUCAGCAUCUCUCUACCAAUCAUCCACUCCAUGUGCUUCUAUGAUUACUUCAGAUAUAGUGACACCAAAAAGUGAAAGCUCCUCAUCAGGUUUCUAUUCACUAGUUAGUCAAGAAACAGGAACAGAUGCUUUGCUACCAGGGUCACAUCUUAUACCAGAUUGGGUUCCAUUGUCCUUCAACAAAAAUGCAAAUGACAGAGAUGAAGUAGAACACAACUUUGGGGCAAGUGUGGAUCACUUCUUUGAAUGCUUUGAUGGAAUGAGGUCUUCCCAAUCAGCUUUAGGCAACAGUGGGAUAUGGAACUGGACUUGUUCUGUUUUCAGUGCAAUAACUGCUGCAUCUAGCCUUGCUUCUGGGUCAUUGCAUAUCCCUUCUGAACAGCAGCAUGUUGAAACAAAUCUCAAGGCAACUAUUGCAGGGGUUUCUGUUGUGCUUUCUUUGCAUGAUGAAUACCAGAAACAUUCAUGUAAUUUGAUGUCUGAUGAUGCAACUUUUGUUGAAAAUAUACACUAUCUGAAUAUGAAGUGUCUAGACCUACUCCUUGUUUUGCAGAUAUGUCCUCGAAAAAAAAAGUUUGAAGCAAUUGUGAUGCAUAUUGAGCUUGAUGAUUACUUUAGCAGUGGAAAUGCUCUGACUUCUGGCUUGUUGGGUUAUGAGAGUGGUAUUUGCAAGCAGAUUCUUCCAAUCCAACAUCUUCAGGCAGAAGUUCAGCAUGCUCUCCCAUCAUUUCCUUUGCUUUUCCAGGAUUCUGAUCCAAAAAAGACAACAAGUGGGUUGAAUACCCUGGAUUUUCCUUCAAGUAGACAAGGAAUCAAUUUUAGGACUAUUUGCAAGGAGGAUUUAGUCAAGGUUAAAUUUCUGAAAACAUCAAGUGUCAGUCAUUGUCAAUUUACCUUGAAUUUGACUUGCUCAGAUGACAAUUUAUCGGGCUCAACAUCAUUUUCUUUGAAUCUGCCACCAUUCAUUUUUUGGGUGAACUUUCAUUUGUUAAACAUGUUGCUGGAUCUUUUAAAGCAAGUCACAUCUUCAUUUGAAAUAAUAAAUAAUGCAAACAAGUGUUUUGAAGCUGAUGCUUUGAAUAGGAAGCAUGACUUGUCAAGUCAUGGGAAUGUGAAAAGACAGACAUAUCCUUAUGUUACAACAUUGUCUCCUAAAAGAAGUCUGCAAGGGAAUAUAUUCCUCCCUAAUGCAAGGGUGAUUUUAUGCUUCCCUUUUGAGAAGAAUGGAGAUAAUGGACGCUAUGCUUCCUGGGAUCAGUUUAUUGCUCUUGAUUUUUCCUCUCCAUUGAACAAUGAAAAAGUUCCUGAUGCAAGUUCUCAGAGUGGAUAUUCUUCUGUGGCUUCUGGUUCCCUCCACUUGAAUGUUGGAAACCUUAAGAUUUACUUGAUCACCUCUUCUUGUAAAGAUGGUCUUAGAAGUAACUGUUAUACCAACCACAUAAAGACUUUUUCUUCUCAGAAGAUCCUCUCUGUCAACAGCAGAAUUGGAUGCCUCUCCUGCAUUAGUAUGCUUUGGCAGGAGGGUCCUGUGACUGGCCCUUGGAUAGCAAAGCAAGCUAAGUCCUUGGCUACUUCACAAGAUCUAAAGAGAAGUAGAAACAAAGCAACAGGUUAUGAGUUUGCAUCUGUAACAACUGUGAAAGAUCUGGAGGAUAUAAAUUCUCGUACUCAUCAGGAGAUGAUUUUAAGCUCUGCAUCAUUCCUUCAUAUUCGUCUCUUUCCUGUUUCAAUCAAUCUAGACAGUUCUCAAUAUAAAGGCAUGCAUCAUCUGAUAAACCAGAUUCUGGAUGGGUUAUCAUAUGCGCCAUGUGAGACAAGUGUAGCUCCAGGUUACAAGGAUGACAAGAUAGAAGACGUCAAGUCUCAAACAUCUUUGCUUGUGGAAUGCAAUUCUGUAGAAAUUUUAAUUAACCUGGAUAAGGUGGAGGAAGUGAAAUGCUCAAUACAGAAAGAACUUCCUGGUUCGUGGCAUAGCAUAAAACUGAAGGUACAGAGAUUUGAGUUGCUUUCUGUCUCAAAUAUUGGGGGAAUUAGUGGUGCCAACUUUUUUUGGUUGGGCCAUGGUGAAGGUGAGUUGUGGGGCUCCAUAACUGGGUUUCCAACCCGUGAGCUUCUCUUGAUCUCUUGUAGCAACUCUACAAUGCAGCGUGGUGAUGGAGAAGGUGCCAAUGCAUUGUCUUCUGGUUCUGCUGGAACUAUAAUUGCUCGCCUUUGGGACCCACAGACUUUUCAAGGUUUCACAUCCAUAACUGUAAGAUGCUGCACAUUGGUAGCUCCAGGAGGCCGCUUGGAUUGGUUAAAUGCAAUAUGCUACUUCUUCAGUUUACCUUCUCAAGAGAAUGAACAAGGGAAGGGCUCUUCUGAGAAUGGCUCAUCUUGUGGAUCAUUGCUCCUUCUUAACUUUGUGGACAUUGCUUUGAGUUAUGAACCCUACAUGAAAAAUCUGGUGGCCAGUAGUGAAACUAUGGAAUCUGGGUUCAAUGAUUCUGCCAAACUUAUGCAGGAUUCGGGGGAAAAAUAUGUGGCUUGUUUGCUAGCUGCAGCUUCAAUUAAUCUGUCCAAUCAAACCUUCGCAAAUUGUAUGGAAAAUGACUACAAGAUUAGGGUGCAGGAUCUAGGUCUCCUUCUUCGUGCACUCUCUGGGCUUGAAGAUGCUAGUAGCAGUUACACUGUGGAGUAUCUUCGCCACGUGGGCUAUGUCAAAGUGGCUAGUGAGGCACUUGUUGAAGCGGUUUUAAGGACAAAUUGUAAGAAUGGCCACCUCUGGGAAGUAGAAUGUUCUGAAUUCUGCAUUAACCUGAGUACUUGCCAUGACACCACUUCUGGUGUUAUUUGUUUGGUAGCUCAACUGCAGCAGCUUUUUGCACCUGAUGUGGAGGAAUCAAUAGUGCAUUUGCAGACUAGGUGGAAUACUGUUCAGCAGGCACAUGAUGGGCAUUGCAUUGUUAGUAAUACUGCUGCCUUGUCUCUGCAUGCACAGUCAUCAAGUCUAGAUUCUAAAUGUAGAUCUGGGACAGUUGGCCUGAUGGAUGACAUAUGUGAGAAUGCUUUUAAUGUGAAUGAAAAUCCUAGAGGCACAUCUUGGUCCUCUGAAUCACAGUUGAAUGGUUUCCUUGAUGGUUGUCUUUUUGGAGAGGGAUGUAAUAUGGAGAUCAGUGCCCCUGAAAGUUUCUCUYGUAAUUUCUCCUUCAAUGGGUCAAUGUCUGGAACUAGGGUAGAAAGUACUCAGACAUCAUCUCCACAGAAAGAUUGUUUUCCAGAAUUUAUAGAAGGCUAUUGUUUAUCUGAAUUUUGCCCUUCAUCUGAAUUAUCUACAACCAACCAGCCACUGCAUGAUGAUCUUAAAUGUGAACCCUGGAAUGGAGGCCAUGGAUAUGUUGGAAGUGGGAGUGGUGGUUGGUAUCAAGACACCUCACUGAGAAUUGUUGAAGACCAUAUUUCGCAAGGAAGUGAGCAGCCUGGAGAGAAGCAAGUCCCAGGAGAACACAAGCAUUCUUCUAUUCACAAUACAGGUUCUGAUAGUUUUUGCAAGGCAAUAGGACAAGUACUUCUUAAGAACAUUGAGGUAAGGUGGCAUAUGUAUGCUGGAUCUGAUUGGAAUGACCAAGAUAACAACAAUAUUCAGCGUAUUGCUAACAAAUGUGGAAGGGACGCAACUAUAUAUCUAGAGCUUGCAUUAUCUGGCAUGAGCCUUCAGUAUGACAUCUUUCCGGAUGGUGAAAUAUGUGUCUCAAAACUCUCACUCUCAGUCAAGGAUUUAUAUCUUUAUGAUCGGAGCAGGGAUGCACCUUGGAAGCUGGUGUUGGGAUAUUACCAUUCAAGAGAUCAUCCUAGAGAAUCCUCGGCAAAAGCAUUCAAGUUGGAACUGGAAUCUGUGAGGCCAGAUCCUUUAACCCCUCUUGAGGAGUACAGGUUACGUCUUGCAUUCCUUCCUAUACUAUUGCAUCUUCAUCAAGGCCAACUUGAUUUUCUUGUUAGCUUCUUUGGAGGGAAAGAAUCAAAAGUUGACCAGUCAUUGAGUUCUCAUGAUUUGGAUGGGUCAAGUAUGGUGCCUGUUGGUAACUUUGGAGAGCAUACAAUUGCAGAGGAGGCAUUGCUCCCUUAUUUCCAGAAAUUUGACAUAUGUCCUGUUCUCAUUCGGGUGGAUUACAGUCCUUGUCGUGUUGAUCUUGCAGCACUACGAGGAGGGAAAUAUGUAGAACUUGUUAAUCUUGUGCCUUGGAAGGGAAUUGAGUUACAGCUCAAACAUGUACAUGCUGUUGGUGUCUAUGGUUGGAGCAGUGUCUGUGAAACAAUAGCCGGGGCAUGGUUAGAAGAUAUUUCUCAAACUCAGGUUCACAAAUUGUUGAAAGGCCUUCCUACCGUACGAUCAUUGUUUGCUGUUGGUUCUGGUGCUGCUAAGCUGGUUUCUUUACCAGUCAAGAAUUAUAGGAAGGAUCACAGACUGCUCAAGGGGGUGCAAAGAGGUGCAAUUGCAUUUCUUAGGAGUAUUUCACUUGAAGCAGUUGGAUUGGGGGUACAUUUGGCAGCUGGAGCUCAUGACAUUCUACUUCAAACAGAAUAUAUUCUUGCAAGCAUUCCACCUUCUCCACCAUGGUCCAUUAGAAGCAGAGCAAGGACAAAUGUUAGGUCAAAUCAACCCAAGGAUGCCCAACAAGGAAUCCGGCAGGCUUACGAGUGCCUCAGUGAUGGCCUGGAGAAGACAGCUUCAGCUCUUGUUGGAACUCCCAUGAAGACGUACCAGCGUGGUGCUGGUGCUGCAUCUGCUUUGGCCACUGCUGUAUGUGCUGCCCCUGCAGCUGCAAUAGCUCCUGCCUCUGCUGCUGCUCGUGCUGUCCAUUGUGCACUCCUUGGAGUCAGAAACAGCCUUGAUCCUGAACAUAAGAAAGAAUCAAUGGAGAAAUACUUGGGUCCCAGUCAACCUCAAGAUCAUAGUUAAUGGUGUUCUUGCUGCUUUUACCUGACUUAAUAUUGUACUUGAAAGAGGCUUUGUAUUGAUACAGGUGACUGGAACAAUAUACAGAUUACUGAAGCGUCAUGGUGGCUAGUACCAACACCUUUGUACCAUGUAUAUAUUCAAUUGAACAGAUUUUUCCCUUGAUUCAAUAGAUGUUAUAUUUGUACAGUGUAAAUAGUAAAUGUGUUAUAUGGUUUGAUCCCGUGCUGGCGAGCCUUCUUGUAAUUGUGAUGAUAGGCUUAGAUCAGUCAAAUGUGUAUGUAAUAUUUUACUAAAUUAUAUUCUUUGAAAGCAAGCUUUCAUUUGUUGAA